Molecule: messenger RNA, 1460 nt
Organism: Myxozyma melibiosi
Lineage: Eukaryota; Fungi; Ascomycota; Lipomycetes; Lipomycetales; Lipomycetaceae
Exons: 2
Coding region: 1-1062 (353 amino acids)
Cellular component (GO): cytoplasm
Molecular function (GO): alcohol dehydrogenase (NAD+) activity
Source: RefSeq, a predicted model, not a curated record
AUGACUCUCUCUUCCUCAGCCAAUAUUCCAGCCACGCAGAAGGCCGUGGUUGGCCCCGACUAUGAACUCGAAAUCGACUCCACCUUCCCCGUCCCUACCCUCAAGCCCGGCCAGGUGCUGGUCAAACUGACUCACUCCGGCGUCUGCCAUUCCGAUAUCUCGUCCGUAGCUAAAUUCUGGGGCGAUCACCACUCCAUCUGCAGUGUGCCGGGCCACGAAGGAGUCGGACGCGUCGUGGCCGUGCACGACUCAGUCAUCUCCCCGCCCGCCAUCGGCACCAAGGUCGGCGUCGCACUCCUCGCCGGUCCCUGUCUGACCUGCGACAUCUGUCUGCGCGAAGACGACGGCGAGCUGCGGUGCCCAAACAACCCGGGCUUCCACGGCACCCAUGUCGACGGCAGCUAUCAGCAGUACAUCGCCCUCAGCGCGCAUUAUCUGAUAACACUGCCCGAGGACAUUGAGGAUUCGCUUGUCGCGCCGGUGCUGUGCGGCGGAGUCACGAGUCUGCGCGCGCUCAAGGUGUCUGGUGCUCGUCCGGGCGAGGACGUUGCGAUCGUUGGCGCGGGCGGCGGUCUCGGUCUGUACGCGAUCCAAUAUGCGCAGGCGCUGGGUCUCAAUGUCAUUGGAAUCGAUGGCGACAACAAGCGGGAAGUGAUUGAAAGCCUCGGUGCUCAUUUCAUCGACUUCCGCACAAAGGACGCUGUCUCGGCCGUCAAGAAGCUGACCGUCGGCGGACACGGUGUUCGUGCAGUGAUCGUAUUGGCUGGUACCGACUACGCGACUGCACUCUCGUUUCUGCGCACCCAAGGCAUACUUGUCAUUGUCGGUCUGCCCAAGCCGGAUGUCGUCAUCAACGCGAACCCGAUGAUGCUCGUCGAUACUGGUAUCCGCAUCACGGGCUCGUUCGUAGGUACGCGGCGCGACGUUGCCGAGGCAGUCGAGUUUGUGCGGCAGGGAAAGGUGAAGAGUAAGGUUGAGGUGCGCUCGCCUGAGAAGAUUAUGGAUAUCUUCCGAGAGGUGGAGCACGGCAAGGUUGCCGGUCGCAUCGUGUUGGAGUUGUAAGCGGGUGUUUUUUUGUUUGGGAAGCGAGGUUAGGAUACUUUUCUGGGAAAGCGAUGUUCAGAGUAAAUAAAUACAAAAAUGUCAGCCCAUUUGUGGGCUUAUGAGAGUCAACGACGUCCUGGUGCGGUGAUCGGAAGUUGGCAGCACACAGAAUUCACAUCCACCGGCUUCUUCAUGCGGGAUACCGGAAGCUUAGUCAGGAAUCACGCGAAUAUGAGGGGCUCCACCGCCGGCAAUCGACGCCAACCGGAUGCGUCGCAUAAGGUUUUAAGCAGCCAGAGUGUGGGGAACGAGCGGUAAUAUGACUGUUUAGAGAAACAAAAAACGUGGGCUCGAUCCCACCCCGGCUAUCGAUGGACUGGCGCCCGCUAUAAAACUAUUUGCAAACACCCUCCCUC